Molecule: messenger RNA, 624 nt
Organism: Brenthis ino (lesser marbled fritillary)
Lineage: Eukaryota; Metazoa; Arthropoda; Insecta; Lepidoptera; Nymphalidae
Source: the annotation of a GenBank genome assembly
AUGGAAACUUUGUACCAUCAGACAAGUCAACUAGUACAGGAAGCUUCAUAUUUGUUCCACAAAUUAGAACUGGAACCAGAUGGAGAAAAAAUUGAGGAUGCAAUCCAAACUAAAAUCAACGCUAUUAGUGCAAAUUGUGAACGGUUAGAUGUUCUAGUAUUUAAAACCCCCAUCAAUCAAAGGCCUAUGGCUAAGAUGCGAGUUGAUCAACUUAAGUAUGACAUCAGACAUAUUCAGGCUUCUCUGAGUAAUGCUAAAAAUAAAAGACGCCGAAGGGAACAAGAGAAGGAGGAGAGAGAGCAAUUAUUGAAUAGACGUUUUGGUCAUGACCACACAGCAAUCACUGUGGACUAUUUGGCUCAAGAGCAGAAUUCUUUGCAUAAUUCUCAUCGUAAUGUUGAUGAAAUGCUGCAUACAGGUUCAAGCAUAUUGGAAACGCUAAGGUACAAUCGAGACACAUUGAAGGGUGCUCAUAGAAGGCUAAUAGACCUAGCGAAUACGCUCGGGCUUUCUAAUGCUACCAUAUCACUCAUCGAGCGAAGGGUCUCCCAAGACAAAUAUGUAUUAUUUGGCGGAAUGUUUGUCACUUUGGCUGUGAUUGUACUUGUGAUCAUAUAUUUGGUA